AAACCUAAGUCUGAGUCGCCCCAAAAACAAUAGACUUGCGCAAAUAAGAGGUGUUUGAAGAUCAUUAAGCGAAUCACUUCAUGGAACAUUGUGGUCAGCUGCUGGGAUUUGGGAAUCUGCAUUUGACUGACAAACAAUCCCCGGGGAGAAGGGUUGCUGUCUGAGAAAGCGCAAUGAAAGAGCGAGACCACUUUGAACUAUUCCAUGUGCACGCUGCACUGCACUCCGCAACAUUUUAACUAAUCAUGGAACGGGACAGGACAGCGAGCACCCGGGAAAAACUUCAGUGGACUUUAUAGGUGUUCUUGACCGACUUGGUGGAUGCCAUGCGUUUUAAAACAUGGAAUUACAAAUUAUUUGGCUAUGGAUAUGUUUUCUAUCACACAUUCCAAUAUUUGCUUUUUUUGAUGUACACGUUUCUGAUCAUUUUCAGCCUGGAGUAGUGCUCGGAAAUGUAUCUCUUGGACGGGGUUGGAUCUAUCAAAUAGACAGGACUUUAACUCCUAAAUACGUGAGACACAUUUUCAAUAUUGAAAGACAACAGGGAAUUGUAUAUUUCUCAGGAAAAGUGAAUUGUGCGAAGUUGCCGAAGAACCCAGCGCCGCUUUACAUUCAGAUCCAAUCAAUUACCUCGGAAAACUUUAUUUUAAUUAACUUCAAUACUUUUGUGCAUGGGCAAAAUUGUUUAAUUAAAUAUAGGAGUAAGAGCGCCGAAGGUAAGCCCGAGAUUUACAUGAACGUUCUCUCAAAAGUAGGGACAUCGCCAUGCGUCUCUACCAGUAUUUUGCUUUUGAACAUUUAUGAACAUUUACCAUUAUUUACUCGACAACCUCACUCUUAUCGUUCAUCAUGUAAGGGAGGGGACUGGAAAGCCGUGUUUGAUAACGGGAGUUUUUCUCCAAACUGUCUGCAAUACAAUGAGCGGAACGAGUUGGAUUUACUCUGCAGGGUGCAAAAUCUUUGGAAUUACACCACUGUCCGUGUAAAAUUGCGAUUUAAUUCUCUACAUAGUCAUGCCAUAUUUAUAGACAGUGAUUUGGGGAGACUGGAUUCAUUGACCAAACGUAAAAAAAGAAAUGUGAAUACCGCUCCCCAGUUUCAACUGCCCAACUAUCAGGUGUCUGUCCCGGAGAACGAACCCGCGGGAACUCGCGUAAUUACGCUCAAAGCACUGGAUACCGACAGUGGAGAUGCUGGUGAGGUUGAAUAUGAUAUGGAAGCUCUGUUCGAUAGCAGAUCCAAUAAUUAUUUCCAAAUCAACUUGCAGACCGGCAGCAUCACAACUUUGCAGCCUUUAGACAGGGAGAUCAAGGAUACACAUGUAUUCAAAGUUAUUGCUACAGACAAUGGCAUCCCUAAAAGGUCGGCCACUGCUUACCUCACCGUCACUAUUAGUGACACUAAUGAUCAUGGGCCUGUGUUUGAGCAGACAGAGUACAGGGUCAGCAUUAGGGAGAACGUUGAGGUAGGCUUUGAAGUGUUGACUAUAAGGGCCACAGAUGGGGAUGCCCCAUCAAAUGCCAACAUGAUCUAUAAGAUUGUGAAUGAGGAAGAAGAUAACGCUGGUUUUGAAAUCGACCCUAGAAAUGGACUAGUCAAGAUUAGGGUUCGGCCUGACAGAGAAACCUUGACCCAGUAUCUGCUCAUAGUGGAGGCUAAUGACCAGGGUAAAGACCCAGGCCCCCGCAGUGCCACGGCUACAGUGUAUAUCUCUGUGGAGGAUGAGAACGAUAACUACCCCCAGUUCAGUGAGAAAAGGUAUGUAGUCCAGGUGCUUGAGAGUGUGGCAGUGAACACCAAAGUGGCCCAGGUGAAGGCCACAGACAAAGACGAGGGCAACAAUGCAAAAGUCCACUACAGCAUCGUCAGUGGCAACGUGAAGGGUCAGUUCUACAUCCAUUCCCCUACAGGUGACAUUGAAAUAAUCAACCCCCUAGAUUAUGAGAUAAUCAGGGAAUACAAUUUGAGAAUAAAGGCACAGGAUGGGGGAAGACCACCUCUGAUUAAUGGCACAGGGAUGGUUGUGGUACAAGUUGUGGAUGUCAACGAUAAUGCCCCUAUGUUUGUUAGCACACCCUUUCAAGCCACAGUAUUGGAAAAUGUGGCUAUUGGUUAUUCUGUGAUCCAUAUUCAGGCUAUUGAUGCAGACUCCGGUGACAACUCUCAUUUGGAGUACAGACUAACAGACAUGGCUCCAGGCUUCCCCUUCACCAUUAACAACAGCACUGGGUGGAUUACAGUCAGUGUAGAGCUGGACAGGGAGACCACUGACUUUUACACUUUUGGCGUAGAAGCAGUGGAUCAUGGGGUUCCUGCCAUGUCUUCCUCGGCCAGCGUCAGUGUGACGGUGCUUGACGUGAACGACAAUGUCCCCACUUUCACUCAGAAAUUGUAUAGCCUUAAAAUUAAUGAGGAUGCUGUGGUGGGUACCAGUGUGCUAGCACUCUCUGCCAUAGAUCGGGACGCCAACAGUGUGGUAACAUACCAGAUCUCCAGCGGCAAUACGCGGAACAGGUUCGCCAUCACCAGUCAGACUGCUGGGGGAGUUAUCACCCUGGCACUGCCGCUGGACUACAAACAGGAGCGCCAGUAUGUCCUGACAGUGACCGCCUCAGAUGGCACACGCUACGACACAGCGCAGGUCUUUAUCAAUGUCACUGAUGCCAACACCCACCGGCCCGUGUUCCAGAGUGCCAACUACCAGGUGAUGAUCAGCGAAGACCAACCAGUGGGCUCCACCGUGGUGGUAAUCAGUGCCACAGAUGAGGACACAGGAGAGAACGCCCGCAUCAGCUACGUCAUGGAGGAUAACGUGCCACAGUUCAAGAUCAACCCUGACACAGGCGGCAUAACCACGCAGAUAGAAAUCGACUAUGAGGAUCAGGCGUCCUACACGCUGGCUAUCAUUGCCUGCGACAAUGGCAUCCCUCAGAAAUCUGACACCACAUAUGUGGAGAUCAUCAUUCUGGAUGCUAACGAUAACGCGCCACAGUUCCUCAGGGACAUAUACCAGGGGACCGUGUUUGAGGACGCAGCUGUGUACACCAGCGUCCUCCAGAUUUCUGCCUCUGACAGGGACUCCGGGUCUAAUGGGAGGCUUAGUUACACCUUUCAGGGUGGGGAUGAUGGAGAGGGGGACUUCAUCAUUGAGCCGUACUCUGGCAUCAUUAGAACAGCCAGGAAACUGGACAGGGAGAAUGUGCCUGUGUACAACCUGAAGGCCUUUGCUGUGGAUAAGGGGGUUCCGCCUCUUAAGGCAGCCGUGGACAUCCAUGUGUCCAUCCUGGACAUCAACGACAAUGCUCCUGUGUUUGAAAAGGACGAACUGUACGUCUGUGUAGUGGAGAACAGUCCUGUGGGUUCUGUCGUAGCCCGCAUCACCGCUACAGAUCCCGACGAGGGAACAAACGCGCAGAUCCUGUUCCAAAUAGUGGAAGGAAACGUCCCAGAGGUCUUCCAAUUAGACAUCUUCAAUGGGGAUCUUAUCGCCCUUACUGAUUUAGACUACGAGUCGAAGAUGGAGUACACAAUCGUCGUCCAGGCGACCUCUGCACCGUUAGUCAGCCGCGCCAUCGUGCACAUCCGCCUGCUGGAUGUCAAUGACAAUUCCCCUGUCCUACGUGACUUUGAGAUCAUCUUCAACAACUACAUCACCAACAGGUCCAACAGCUUUCCGGCUGGGGUGAUCGGGAAGGUUCCAGCCCAGGACCCAGAUGUGUCAGAUAAACUCCGCUACAGUUUUGUGGAAGGCAACGAGCUGAGUCUACUCAUCCUGAACCAGGACACAGGGGACUUGAGGCUGAGCAGAGACCUGGACAACAACCGGCCCCUUGAGGCCACCAUGAAGAUAUCAGUCACAGACGGUGUCCAUCGCGUCAUGGCCCUCUGCACCCUGCGCGUCACCAUCAUCACUGAUGAGAUGCUAACCAACAGCAUCACAGUGCGUCUGGAGAACAUGUCCCAGGAGCGCUUCCUGUCCCCGCUCCUCUCCCACUUCAUGGAGGGCGUGGCGGCCGUCCUAUCCACCAGCCGCACCGGUGUCUUCAUCUUCAACAUCCAGAACGACACGCACGUCCAGGGGAGCAUCCUCAACGUCACCUUCUCUGCCCUGCGCCCUUCUGGGGGAAACGAACUUGGGGGGUCCGGGGGCAUCAUCCCCCCUGGAAGAUUUUUCCCCUCAGAAGCCCUGCAAGAGCAGAUUUACCUGAACCGGACUCUGCUCACCCUGGUGUCCAGCCAGCGUGUGCUGCCCUUCGACGAUAACAUCUGCCUCCGUGAGCCCUGUGAGAACUACAUGAAGUGUGUGUCAGUGCUGAGGUUCGACAGCUCGGCACCCUUCGUGUCCUCGGAUACGGUGCUAUUCAGGCCAAUCGAACCGGUGACAGGGCUGCGUUGCCGAUGCCCAGCAGGCUUCACUGGGGACUACUGUGAGACGGAGAUUGACCUGUGCUACUCAGGGCCCUGCCAGAACAACGGCAAGUGCCGGAGCAGGGAAGGCGGGUACACUUGCGAGUGUCCGGAGGACUUCACAGGUGAGCAUUGUGAGGUGAACUCCCGUUCUGGCCGAUGCAUCCCGGGGGUGUGUCAGAAUGGGGCCAGGUGUGUGGAUCUCCUGGUGGGGGGGUUCGUGUGCCAGUGCCCCCCGGGGGAGUACCAGAAGCCUUACUGUGAAAUGAGCACCCGCAGCUUCCCCGGCCUGUCCUUCAUCACGUUCAGAGGGCUACGACAGAGGUUCCACUUCACAGUGUCCUUCAUGUUUGCCACCAGAGAGAGGAAUGUCCUACUACUUUAUAACGGAAGGUUUAACGAGAAGCACGACUUCAUCGCCUUAGAGAUCAUCGAGGAACAAAUCCAGCUCACCUUCUCAGCAGGAGAAGUCAAAACCACAGUAUCACCCUUUGUCCUAGGUGGGGUCAGUGAUGGACAGUGGCAUAGAGUACAGCUACAUUACUACAACAAGCCCAACAUUGGUCGCCUUGGCUUUCCUCACGGACCAUCAGAUGAGAAGGUGGCAGUCGUUGCCGUGGACGACUGCGACAUCGCCAUGGCGAUUCGCUUUGGUGGCCAGAUCGGGAAUUACUCUUGUGCCGCCCAGGGCAUGCAGACAGGACAGAAGAAGUCCCUGGACCUCACUGGUCCCCUACUCCUGGGUGGCGUUCCCAACCUGCCGGAGGAUUUCCCUGUCCGGAACCGAGACUUUGUGGGCUGCAUGAGAGACCUAACCAUAGACAGCAAGACUGUGGACAUGGCCAGUUUUGUGGCAAACAACGGCACGGCCGCAGGGUGCACGGCGAAGAAGGACUUCUGCACUAAAAGUGUGUGUCUGAACGGAGGAAUGUGUGUGAACAAGUGGAGCACGUACUCCUGUGACUGUCCCCUAGGCUACGGAGGGAAGAACUGUGAACAAGUCAUGCCAUCCCCUCAGCACUUUGACGGCCAAGCCCUGGUGUGGUGGCGCGAGCCAGAGGUAACCAUCGCCGUGCCCUGGUACAUGGGUCUGAUGUUCAGGACCAGGCAGAGCUCUGGCACCCUGCUGCAGGCCAACGCUGGAGACUUCUCCAAGAUACACAUCCUGAUCAGCGGCAAACACGUGCGUUUCCAGGUGUUCCUGGGGGUGAAGCGGGUGGCCCUGCUGGACUUCCCUCAGGUCAGGGUGAACGACGGGGAGUGGCACCACAUCCUGGUGGAGCUGAAGAGCAUCAAAGACGGGAAGGACAUCAAAUACAUGGCCCUGGUGUCACUGAACUACGGCAUGUUCCAGAGGUCAGUGGAGAUAGGCAAUGAGCUGCCAGGCCUGAGGCUGAGUAGUCUGUUUGUGGGGGGCCUGAUGACGAAGGAUGGAAUGGUCCAGAACGGACUCAAGGGCUGCAUGCAGGGCGUGCGGAUGGGCGAGACUUCCACCAACCUGGCUAAUAUUAACAUGCGUCAGGGUCAGAAGAUUCGGGUGGAGGAGGGUUGUAAGGUGGCUAACCCCUGCACUGCUACCACCUGCCCCGAGCACAGCCGCUGCACCGACAACUGGAGCUCACACACUUGUGUGUGCCACCCCGGAUACUUCGGGAGUGACUGUGUAGACGCGUGUCUCCUGAACCCCUGUCAGCAUGUGUCCACCUGCGUCCACCAGCCCAACUCCCCCCAUGGCUACGGUUGCCAGUGUGGCCACAAUUCCUACGGGCAGUACUGCCAGAACAAAGCCAACCUACCCUGUGCUCGCGGCUGGUGGGGGAACCCUAUCUGUGGGCCAUGUAACUGUGAUGUCAGCAAAGGGUUCUACCGAGACUGCAACAAGACCACUGGGGAGUGUCACUGUAAGGAUAACUACUACCGGCCCGGGGGAAGGGACACCUGCUACCCCUGUGAGUGUUUCCAGCUUGGCGCCAUGUCACGCUCUUGCCACCCCCACACGGGCCAGUGCCAGUGCAGGACGGGCGUGAUCGGGCGCCAGUGCAACCGUUGUGACAACCCCUUCGCUGAGGUCACCUCCAGCGGGUGCGUGGUUGUGUAUGAGGGCUGUCCCAAGGCCUUUGAUGCAGGGAUCUGGUGGCCAACGACCCAGUUUGGACAACCCGCUGCAAUGAAGUGUCCCAGGGGAUCCACUGGCACGGCCAUCCGCCACUGCAGCGACGAGAAUGGCUGGCUGCCUCCCGAUCUCUUCAAUUGCACCUCUCUCACCUUCUCUCAGCUGAAAAAAGAGGACGAGGAGCUGCAUCUCAACAGCUCCAGGAUGGACGGAGAGAGGUCAAAGGGCAUGGCCAGCAUGCUGCGGAGCGCCACCAACCGCACAGCGGCCCUCCAGGGCAACGACGUGAAGACGGCCUACAGCGUCCUGACCCGCCUGCUGCAGUACGAGAGCCAGCAGCUAGGCUUCGACAUGGCCGCCACAAGAGACGUCCACUUCCAUGAGAACAUGGUUCGAGCGGGCAGUGCCAUCCUGGACCCCGCUAACAAGGGGCACUGGGAGCAGAUCCAGCGUUUGGAAGAUGGCACGGCCCUACUUCUGCAUAGCUUUGAGGAGUACGCCCAAACCCUGGCCCAAAACAUGAGGAAGACCUACCUGAAACCCUUCACUGUUGUCACGGAAAACAUGAUUGUUUCUGCGGAUUACUUGGACCCGUCCAAUCCAGAACAGACAAACAUCCCGCGUUUCCAAGAGAUCCAGGCCUAUCCAAAAGAGAUGGAGUCCUCCGUCCGCUUCCCAGAGUUCACAACACAGCACGAGCAGCCAGUGGAGGUUAAAGUCUCCACAGCACCAGCCAGAGUCGCAACAGCCACAGACGACCCCAUAGCAACAGCCACAGACGACCCCAUAGCAACAGCCACAGACGCCUCUCCUGUCCAGACUGAGUCCACUGAAUCCUCCACUGUCGGUCGCCAGGCGUCUGCCAAGAAGAAGCGUCACACUGAGGUCCCAGGCCCUCUCGCUGUUGCCGUGGUGAUCAUCUUUAGGACCCUGGGACAGCUCCUGCCUGAAAACUACAACAUUGAUCGUAGGAGCCUACGACUCCCCAACCGGCCCAUCAUCAACACCCCAAUUGUGAGCACGGUGGUUUACAGCGAGAGGGUACCCUUCACCAUUCCUCUUGCACAACCCAUCACCCUGGAAUAUAGACUACUGGAGACAGAGGAGAGGACCAAACCUGUCUGUGUCUACUGGAAUCAUUCCAUCACGGUUCAAGGAACGGGAGGCUGGUCUGCCAAGGGGUGUGAGCUUGUGUUCAGGAACAGCACUCACAUCAGCUGCCAGUGCAGUCACAUGUCCAGCUCUGCUGUGCUCAUGGACAUCUCCAAAAGAGAGCAUGGGGAGGUCCUACCCCUGAAGAUCAUCACCUACACCACUGUGUCAGCAUCGCUAGUGGCCCUCCUCAUCACCUUCCUCCUCCUGGCCAUCCUCCGGAAGCUCCGCUCCAACCUCCACAGCAUCCACAAAAACCUGGUGGUGUCCAUCUUCCUCUCUGAGCUCGUCUUCCUCUUCGGAAUCAACCAGACUGAGAAUGUGUUCAUGUGUACAGUGGUAGCCAUCCUGCUGCACUACUCCUACAUGUGUACAUUUGCCUGGAUGUUCGUGGAGGGACUUCACAUCUACCGCAUGCUGACUGAGGUCCGCAACAUCAACCAUGGCCACAUGAGAUUCUACUAUGCCAUUGGCUGGGGCGUUCCUGCCAUUAUCACCAGCCUGGCAGUAGGGUUGGAUCCUCAGGGUUAUGGUAACCCAGACUUCUGUUGGCUUUCUGUCCACGACACACUCAUCUGGAGUAUCGCCGGGCCCAUCGCUAUCGUAGUACUGGUCAACAUUACUUUAUUCUUCCUGGCCGCCAAGGCCUCGUGCGGAAAGAGACAGUGGACAUUUGAGAAGACUGGAGCAAUCUGUUCUCUACGCAUAGCCUUCAUCCUCCUGUUGCUCAUCAGUGCUACCUGGCUCCUGGGCCUCAUGGCAGUCAAUAGUGAUAUACUCUCCUUCCACUACCUCUUCGCCAUCUUCAGCUGCCUCCAGGGUUUGUGCAUCUUCUUCUUCCUCUGUAUUUUCAACAAGGAGGUGAGGAUCAACCUGAAGAACGUCCUCACAGGGAAGAAGUCCAUAGUGGAAGAUUCUACUGCCACCCGCACCACUUUACUCACACGUUCUUUAAACGGUAAGUACGCGUUCACGGAGGAGGACGGUUUGUACCGCACGGCCAUUGGAGAGUCCACUGCCUCCCUGGAAAGCACGGUCAGAUCAGCCCACAGCCUCAGCAGCAGCCAGACCAGGAAUGACUCGGAGCAAAAGCACACUACAUCCUCCCGCUCAGCCAAAAAGAGUUACAGUGGGGAGGGAGACUCCUCCAUCUUCAUCCGCAAGCGUUCCAAGAAAGAUAAUUCGGACUCGGACAGCGAGCUCUCAGGGGAUGAGCACAGUAGCUCCUACGCCUCAUCAGACAGUGAUAAUGAUAGCCGCAAACAUAGGUGGAACAACGAGAGACCGCCCCAGCACAGUACACCCAAAGUGGAUACGGCAGCCAAUCACAUGAAGCCUUACUGGCCAGUUGAGCCGCCGACAGUCAGUGAGAGUGAGGAGCCCUGCGGGUUGGAGACGCUGCGUAUGGAGACGAAGGUCAACGUGAUGCUCCACCAGGACAAAAAAGUCAAUGGGGAGUCACCCUCCCAGAACGGUAGUGCCCCUCCCAGCUCACCUGACAGCAACCAGACAGAGAAGAGAAGGGGCAUUCUGAAAAACAAAAUCACUUACCCUCCUCCGCUGACUGACAAGAACAUGAAGAAUCGCCUGCGGGAGAAAUUGAGCGACUACAACCCCCCCACCAUCUCCCCCAGAACUACCCCAGUCCCCGUCCCCCCGUCUCCCGUCUCCCCCCGUCUUUGCGCUGUAACCGGGGCCAACCGGGUCCUCAUCAAACCCCCACCUCGCCCACCCGUGCCUCCACGCCCUCCGUUGUCUCCACGGGACCUGCGCAACGGGUUUGUCAUGACAACGACGAGGACGACAAUGUCGCCAUUGGUCAAUGGUGUCAACGGGGUUCAAUACGCCCAAGACUCAGACUCAGAUGGUAGCAACGAAACCUCAAUCUGACCUGGAUGGAAUUCCAGGUAGACAACCAAGGAAGAGGGGCUACUGCGCUAAUACCAUAUGUGGGAUUCAAGGGUCACUAUGACCCAUUCCAGUAGGCCACAGGACCCCUAAACUCAUAUGGAGAUCAGUGUCACCGCAGACAGUUGCCUGCCCAAGGGAAAAAGGGACGAAAGUGUUAGACUAAAUCCCACAGGACAGCGUGAAAACUACAUGUCCCAGCAUGCAGCAUUGAGUUGGAAAAACAAAACAAUGCACUUCACGGCAUGGCCACCAAGUGACGCUGUCUGUAGUUAUUCAGUGCAGGCGGCAUCAGACAGCAGGUUGGGAUUGAAGACUUUUCUAUCACCAGAUGUGCCAUGAUGUGACGCUGACCUCAUGAAUCAGUAAGACCUCACUAAGUGCCCAGCUGUGUUUGCUCACAGAGGCAGAAACAUCAAAAAAACGAAUCAAAGCCGUUGGUCUGUGUAAUUACGAUGUAGAUAUUUUUUCUUCUUCUUUGUUACUUGUUUAUAGGACAGGAAUAACUCAUUUGUACAUUGUAAGGGUUAUUAUUGUAAUAUGAUAUUUCUGGGACGUCAUGUGUAGAUGUGACAGUCAACAAGGUUUUUUACGGAUGUUUUACAAAUUUGCCACUUUUUUUAAGAAAACCAUCCACAGCAUGUAAAGUACUCCCAGUCUGAAAAUACUCUGCUGAUAACAAUGGGAUUUUUAAAGUAUUCAAACACUCACAUAGUAAGUGUAGCUGAACAAAAGCCAUCUUGAAGUAGUAAUUGUAACAUAGGGAGGUGCGUUCAUCUCUGUAUUAGAGUAAAGGUCUUGUCCAUUCCAAUGGUAUCUAAAUCCAGUCCUGGUCACUGAAUGACUUUGAAUGAGAAAAAUGCACUGAAACCUUAAUACUUGCAUUACAAGUUCCAGUCAAUAUCAGAGUAAUAUGUAGAAAUAAAUUGCUACUCUAGAAUGGUUAGUAGAAGCA
Salmo salar (Atlantic salmon) is the source of this 10535-nucleotide messenger RNA. RefSeq names its product cadherin EGF LAG seven-pass G-type receptor 1. Gene Ontology annotation, molecular function: G protein-coupled receptor activity; calcium ion binding. The record is from RefSeq and is a predicted model, not a curated record. NCBI's taxonomy places the organism in Eukaryota, Metazoa, Chordata, Actinopteri, Salmoniformes, Salmonidae. Gene Ontology annotation, biological process: cell surface receptor signaling pathway; homophilic cell-cell adhesion; G protein-coupled receptor signaling pathway. Gene Ontology annotation, cellular component: plasma membrane.